ACUUGUACACUUUACAGUGUAAUCCGCAAGUCAUUAGUCUUUGCGAAAAACAAAAUAUUAAGGUUUACAUAGAUGUAUAGCGAUAUCUAUCAUUUAAAUUGGGAGAAAACGUUUUUCGUACCGGAAAUUAGGUACUUUACAAAAUGUCUUUUACGUGAUUGGUUUAACGUUACAUGACACGGCUUGUGUAAAAACAUAAUAUCUCAAACUGUAUUAGCUAUGAUCUUUAACGUCUUUAUUAAAUGAGACUGAGCCCACAGCAUCCGUGUCUACAGCAUUACUGUAGACUAUAGAACAUUAGAAUGUGUUCAAUGUCUGCCGAAAUCAAGAAAGUAUUUUGUUGCUUUCAAGUAGUUUUCAAUACGUGGAAAGGUUUUCCAGAUAAUAUAAUAUGACUGGGGCGGACACUCCGAUGAAUUUGGCGCGGGUGGAACCAUAAAACGCAUGCAUAGAUGCAUCACAAGAUCUGUAGGAUUAAGCGCGUGCAUUCUAGUUCAAAUUGAGUUCUUUAGUUAUAGUGAGUGAUGCCUGGUAAUUAAAAUCACUAGGUUGGCACAAACGUAUGUAAAAGUGUCAUGUCCAGAGUCUUAACCGAGAAUUAGCAGUGUUGGAUAUAUUGAGUUAUUAGAUGUUGUCAUCUGCAGGCUAAAAUAAAAAGAAGUAGCGUUGUUUAUUGCAAACUCCUUAAUGUUUAAUACCCGUGAUUGUCAUUAUUAUGGAUGGUGUAGCACCUUAGAAUAGCCACUACACGUCCAUCAGCACACCUCAUGUACUCGGCCGCAGGGUGGAGUCUGCCUCAAGGUAAAAAGGCAGUGAGGUCAGAGGGGCGAUGGAAGACGACGUCACGGAGAAACGGUUCCGGUAUCUUUCCCCCCGCUUUACUUUUGUGUUUCAACUUUCAAUUAAACCAAAUGACAUCGAACCGAACCUUUUAAUUAAAAAUAUAUAUUCAACAACAAUUAACGGUGACGGUUGGCCCGCCUUGGGAAGAUUUUCUUUCGGCAGAGGGCUGACCUCAGCAAAUGGGAGUACGGACGUGGAUAAAGGCUGCCGCCCUACUGAGCGCCCUGACUCCCCUGGGUUCCAUGACGCGCAUCUUUGUGUACGGGACUCUGAAGAGAGGCCAGCCCAACCACUUUCGGAUGAUGGACGCGGCGAACGGGAAGGCGGAAUUCUGCGGCAGCGCGCAGACCGCGGAGGCGUUCCCGCUGGUGAUCGCCGGGAAGUACAACAUUCCCUUCCUGCUCAACGUUCCCGGCACCGGCCGCCGGGUCAGGGGGGAGGUGUACCGCGUGGACGCCAAGAUGCUGGCCUUCCUGGACGACUUCGAGAACUGCCCCAGCAUGUACCAGCGCACGGCGGUGAGGCUGGUGGCCGGGGACUGGACGGAGCCAGACGGACCGGCCCCCGGGACGGGCCUGGAGGCCUUCGUCUACAGCACCACCGCCUACCAGCCCGACAGCCUCAAACUCCCCAUGCUCGAGAACUACGACGCCUACGGCAGUCACGGCCUGGUCUACGCUCUGCGUGAGAGCCGGCAGUGAGGCGGCGAGACCCCCGCGCUCCGCACCCCGGUCCACAUUUCUCUUCUCCGAUUUCAUCUUAAUCCCGGCAGCUUAAUCCUUAUCGUCAGUCAGAUUAGUGCCGUGUUCCCCAGGAAGCGCACGUCGACCACCUCAGGGUGUUUCUCCGCUCCAGUCCUCGGGACCCACUUACCAGGUUUUUGUUGUAGCCGACGCACACUCACCGGAGGACGGGAUUGGAGAAACACUUUCACAGUGUACGCAGCAGGGCCCGGCGGCUCACGUUACUCAAUCCAAACCCAGCCCUGGUUUUCUCUUCUCUGGUGUAAUUAGUGCUGCUGAUUGGCCAGACUGUCUCCACACCUGACUCCCAGGUAAAGGGAGGGUGGAAAACCAGCAGACCUCUGCCCUGGAGGACCGUGAGGAGCUGAGCCCUGCUGCACAACGCUAACUCCUGAAUGGGGUACAUGGCUCAUUUUUCUGCAUUAGAUGCUUAGCAUGUUUUUCCAAUAGAACUUGUAAUUUGUAAUAAUGUAAUUGAUCAAAUGUAGACAGAAAUUAGAAGUAAAUGAAUAAAUAUAUAUAUUUAGUUUUGUGUUUAUUACACCUAUGCAAUGAAGUUAUCGUCUUAAUGAUUUCCUUAACAUUGACUGUAGUCCCAAGACAUUUCAGGUUAGGGACUGAGCUCAUUAGCUAACUCUGGCACAUUGAUGUGGAAAUUGAAAAUGUUGAUGAAUUUGCACUGUCCCUGAUAAAUAAAUGAAUAAAUAAGUA
Molecule: messenger RNA, 2297 nt
Organism: Conger conger (European conger)
Lineage: Eukaryota; Metazoa; Chordata; Actinopteri; Anguilliformes; Congridae
Product: gamma-glutamylaminecyclotransferase-like
Exons: 3
Coding region: 1023-1544 (173 amino acids)
Molecular function (GO): gamma-glutamylaminecyclotransferase activity
Source: RefSeq, a predicted model, not a curated record